This is a messenger RNA of Pantherophis guttatus, 4853 nucleotides long. Its product is annotated as cysteine-rich hydrophobic domain-containing protein 2. Lineage: Eukaryota; Metazoa; Chordata; Lepidosauria; Squamata; Colubridae. The record is from RefSeq and is a predicted model, not a curated record.
CGCGAGGUGUGGGGGGUGGGGGCGAUGAGCGUCCUGCUCCCCAACAUGGCGGACUUCGACACCAUCUACGAACUGGAGGAGGAAGAGGAGGAGGAGGAGGAGGCGGAGGCGGAGGCGGCGGCGGCGGACCAAGAGGAGCUGACGGAGGCCUCCCGGACUGUGGUGAGGAGUCAGGAGCUGCCGCGGCCCCGGGACGCGCCCGAACCCGUGGCUGUGAGGGGCGCCGGGCAGAUCACCGUGUUUGGCUUGAGCAACAGGUUUGACACAGAAUUUCCCUCUGUUCUGACAGGGAAGGUUGCCCCUGAAGAAUUCAAGACCAGUAUCAGUCAUGUGAAUGCAUGUUUAAGGAAGAAUCUGCCCAUCACUGUAAAAUGGCUCCUUUGUGGCUGUUUAUGCUGCUGCUGCACGCUUGGAUGCAGCCUCUGGCCCGCCGUCUGUCUUAAUAAAAGGACAAGAAGAUCUAUUCAGAAGUUAUUAGAAUGGGAAAAUAACAGAUUAUAUCAUAAGCUUGGCUUGCAUUGGAAGUUGAGUAAACGGAAAUGCGAAACUAGCAAUAUGAUGGAAUAUGUAAUACUCAUAGAAUUCUUACCAAAAUACCCUAUCUUUCGACCUGACUGAGGAGCAGUAUUACUUUUCAAUGUUACCUGUCACAUCCUACCUGUAGUGCCUUGUAAGGGAUAUUGAAGAGAAGAUUAUCUACUUUGCUCUGAUAUUGUUUUUGAAAAAGUGUUUGUCAGUAGAGUAUCUUCAUUGCUGGGUUACUUUUUUUUAAAAGAAAAAAACUGUUUGCACUUUCAAAAAGGUUGCGAUGCUAAGGCUUGUUUGUGCACUCCCAAGGCAUAAUAUACUUGAUGAACAUGGUCACUAUGGAGAUAAUCUUAUAUCAGUGCUGCUUGUAGUCUUGUUCUGACAUGCUGCCUUAUUCAUUUCCAAAACUCAGUCUUGCAAACACGCUCCCUGGAUCUAUGUAACCAGUGUUCUCCAGGUGUGCUGACUGGGACUUCUGAGGUUGUAGUCCUGACACAUCCGAAGGGCACCAUGAAGGGAGGAAAAAUUGCAUCUUCAGGCACUUUGAAUUCUUGAAAGGAAUGAUCAAGGUUAGCAUACAGUAAUUAAUAUCCUACGUAUCUGUAUUGAUGAUCUGCUUUGCCCGAGAUUAACAACGAACAGUGCUAUCGUCUUUCAUUUGCAAAGUUGCUCAUUUUCCUUUCUCUUUGCUGGGGGGUGGGGGGGGAGGGGAAGGGAAAGGGCUGGGUAUGUAAAUAUUACCUCAUUGUAUAAUAUAAAGUGUGGUAUUACGCCAAGGUUUACGAAUUGUGAUAUAACGCCAAUGGCUUUGCAUAGAUUUGUUACAAUUGAUGUUGUGUGUACCUUUCAGAUUGUAUUGGCCAUUUAUGUGCCACAUGGUGAAGCCAUGAGGGCUUUGUAGAUGCUACUGAAAGUUGGACUCAGGUGCGGUUUGUUAAGCAAACAUAAAGAUGCAUUGUAAUUCUUGCUCCAUGAAAUUGCUGGUAAAAAAAAAUUAAAGAUGUAAUUCCUUGAAUUUAUAUGUAACCCAAAGACCCCAAAGCCCAUGGCUUAAGCACAGCAGGCCUCUAAACAAUUCUGCCAGAAAACUAUUGGGACCCCUAUAAUGGAAGGCGAUUUUUUUUUUUUAAAAUGGCUUGGUGGCCUACAUUUUCAUGUUAGUUAUAAGUGUUUCUGACCAUGGCAACUUGAAGAUGUGUAGAAGUCCAUACAUUUUCAGGUUGCCAAGGUUGAGAAACAGUGGUCUGUCUAUCUGAUGUUUAGAUCAUUUCCAUGUCUCUGCUCUUAAUAUCAUAUGUCUUUCAAAUCUGUCAGGCUGCAGUUCCUUUUAACAUUAGUAAGAUUGGAUCCAGCCCUGCAGUUUCACAAACGUAAAGUAUUACAUCAAAAUCUGCAUGAAAGUAUUUCUGAAAUAGCAGGAAACUAAAACCUGCUCUCAGGGUCAGUAUUUUGAGAUCCUCCUGUUCUAAGGCUGUGUGCCAAUAGUUUCUCAUCUGCUGUUUGGUUAUAAUUAAGAGAUUAUAGAAGUAAAUUAGUUAGGAUAGAGUUCCAGAAAUCAAGAACCACAAAAUUCAUCUGAUAUACUGUACAUCUGCUUGACUCAUGUUCUCGGUUUAGAUACUGUAGUUCUUUCAGUCAGUGCUUUUUAACGAUUAGGUAGCUAAAACGUUAGAGAAUUGAGAAUAUUUGUGAUUUCAGUUGUUUGCGUUUGCAAACCCUGUAACAAGCAAGUUUAGUCUGACGGGUAGCAAGACCUGUGUAUCAGAGCUCCAGUAUAAAUAAGCACCUUCUCAUUAAUUCAACUGUUGUGGACAUCACAGUACAUGCAUCUUUCCUGGAACUUUGUACAUCAUGCAUGCACAGAGUUGCCCAUCAUGAUUAGGUAAAUGGGAAAGCCUCUGCUCCUGGGUGCUGUGUGCAUGCAUCACAAAAUAGCCAUGGAAAUAUCGCCUCAAAAACUUUAAUUAGCAAGUUAUAAAUUCAACACAGUUGCCAGUUUGCAAACUGGCACUUUGAAUUGCUAUUUUCUUCUCCAAGCUCCAGAGGAAAUGUCUCUUGUAAGACUUAUAGAAUAAUUAAAGAAAAAAAAAUUCAUCCAUAGAUCUUUUUGGCUGCAUACCUUGGAUCGUAAGGCUUGUAGACUCGUAAGAGAGUUGAAGAGCAACACACUUUCCUAAAACAAUAUGACGCACGGUGAAGUUGAGCCUGUUCUUUCACAAAUAGUGUUAAAAAUCCUGCCUUGCUGAAAAGGUUACUCUAGCAUGUGUUACUUAUGUUGUUGCUACCGAGUUAUAUUGUAUAGUAUACAUACUCCAGUUAUGUUGUUACUGAGGCAAGAGCAGCUUCAUUUGAGUGUUACCCCACAGAUCAUCCUUGCCCUCAUCCUAGCAAAGUCUACUUUGAUAGGUCUUCAGCACUUUCUGAAAACCCCUUGCACCUUCCAAGCCAGGUUUGCUUGGAGAUUUUAUGUCAAUAUUCUUUUAAACAUUGUGCCAAGAAACAUUAUGGCUUUUCCGAUCCUAUCAGUAUCUAAAUGCAACACUUAAUACCUCCUAAUCCAGAUGUAGGAAUUAUCUGUCUCCACCACGACCAUCCUUCCCAGCAUUCUAGGUGGAAGCAGCUUCCGUAGGCAUAAAUGGGACUGACUUCCAGCUCAGCUUUUCUUUACUUUGUAGAAUUAAUUCUGUAGUAAAAAAAAUACUUCCAAUUUUUACACUCUGUAGAAUCCCAGCCUUUGUUUGUUAAAGGGGCCAUACUUGCAUCUUUUCUCAGGUAUGCAAGUGCCAAAUAAGAUGUGUCUACUGCAGCAAAUGUGGCUCAGUGUUGUUGAUUGGUAAUAAAUGGUUAACGUGUUGUGACACUUUUACUAUUUCCCAAACUCUGUGCUUUGGGCAAAUCUAGCUUCAAAGGCCUUUACAGUACUAAUUGGGGGCUUUUUUAGGAAGUGUAAAUUCCCCAUUCCUGCCCCAGGAUUCAUCAGUGGAAUAUGGGAAACAGGUCCUUUCACUUUGCCCUAAGAUGCAAGAAAAGCUGAUGAAAAGCUGCUGCUUGUUCCUGUGGCUCUUGAGAUGUCAUUUGAAAUGGUCUGGUAUGUGAAGUUCUGACAGUGUUCUGUGUUGAUCAUGGGUAUAGAUUAUAUAAAUAUGUAAAAGCCUGUAAAAUAGAGCAGUGGUUGCCUUAAAAGUAAAUAACUUCUGAGCCCAAUUCUUGAGGAGGCAAAUUAAUUUUAAGAGUGGUUUCUGCCAUUCUGACUUGAAAAAUGCAUUCAGAAUUUUGGGGAGCUUGUAGAAAAUUUGGAAAUACAGCUCCUUAUUUUCUCCCAUGGCUUUGUGCUGAUUCUUUUUUUCUAAAGCUCAGCAGUCCAGCUUUGAAUUACUCCUUCCAUGAGCCCCUCAAGAUGGCCGUUACGAUAUUUGAAAUCACUUUUCUUUUUUAUUUUGUAGGCUUCUAGUGGGGGAGGGGUGGAGAAAGUGUCUGGAAUUGUUCAAACAAAGCAAAGAACGUAGAGAACCCCAAGCAGUGAAUCCUGACUUUAUACCACUGAUUCAUAAGAAAUUUAGAAUUCAUUAUAAAAUGUCACAGGGUUUAUCAUAUGCAUAAAUGCUCUCUCCCGCCCCCCAAAAACUAGUUUGCCAAGAAGUAGGUUACUAUAUUAAUGCUUUCUCUUAAUUUAUUCCGUCAUAUAUACAAAGAUUGCUAAUGUAGGAGAAUGUUUCUGGGUUAACAUUCCACAUGUUAUGUGUGAUGAGUAGAUUGGUCAUUAGUUUUACCUAUUGUGCAAAACUGGGGAACAAAGAUAAGUAUGAGAGUAGUGUAAUUCUUGCACACUUCUGCAAAAAUCCAAAUGAAUGGAACAUCCCUCAUGCCAAUGUAUUAUGUUGUAAGCAUUCUUUAUUCUGUCUCAUUCCAAACCUCAGAAAAGUUUUCAAUAAAUUUAUCACUCUAAUAAAUUUAGCCAUCCAUUUUCUUGUCUUGAUUAAACACACAAAUUGUAUGCUUAAAUGUGAAUAUUGUAUUUCAGUAUCAUGCUAAUUAAUUGCAUUAGCCUGAAAAUAUUAGCAUUGAGCAAUAAGAUCUUAAGUGUUGGUAUUCAGUGUAAAUAUUUAACAGUUUAGGAAACAAUGUUGUAUAAUACAUUCAUACUUUGCAAGUUUUGUGAAUUUUUGUUUAUGGCUAUAACCAUAAUUUGUAAAUCCAUGAAGCUUCCUUGUUAAUCUGUAUACAUUUUAAUUAUGUUUCCUUACACUUUAUGAAGUAAUAGCCACUUUUUUUAAUAGGACCUCAUGCCUUGAAGAUUUUGUAAAAAAAAUAAAUGCUUAAAUAAC